CCGGUAGCCGAAGACGCCCCUCAACUACCCCCUACUUCUCCUCUCUGGGUGAUCAAACCAGUCUCAGGGGCAGGAAAUGGCGUUUUCGCCUUACAGCACCUGCCGGAUUCGACGGCACUUCUCUCGACUUCAUUUGUUCCGAUGUAUACCAUCAACCGGGAAUAUCGUCGAGAAGUCUGCGGAUACUGCUUCCUCUACGACGAUGGGAAGAAUCUGCGGAUCCGGAACUCCUUGGCCGGCUUCUCCUUCUGCUCCCUCACCUGUCAAAACGCGUGGAAUCUAGAGAACGGACUCACAAGGACGGUGGUGUGGGAGCCGCUGGAGACAUACAUCAAGAAACGACAUGGGAAAUCAGCCGAACUGGACGAGCUCCCGAACGCGGACGAUCGACGCCCUUCGCCACUGGAAAUAUCAAACGCCUGGGAAGAGUGUUCCACCAAAUUGGCACUGGUUCGCCCCGGAAUAUUUCCACCUUGCAAAGACGCCCGCGGGGCUAGACAUGCUAUCUCAAAGACGACCGUCCACCCCGACACGCUGUCAUUCCUCGCCUCAGGACACCAUGCCCUCUCAGGGAACGGCCUCACCUCAUUCCCCCCCACUCCCCUAGAGACCAGCCUCCGUCACCUCGCUCAGUCCCAGGCCGCCUACCCCUCCGCCCAUGAUCUCGCCCUCCACACCAUUGCCCACCUCCAACUCGCCAUGCUCCUCAACCUCAGCUCCCUCACCACGCGCAACGACUCCACCCAGCUCUCCCACACCCUCACCGCCGUCGCCGCCUGCAACGCCUUCGGGCUCCGACCCCCCGUCGCGCAGGACCCCGACCGGUCCGAGUACUUCGGCUGGGGCCUGUGGCCUGAAGCGAGCUUCUUCAACCACUCGUGCGAGCCGAACGUCGCGAAGGAGCGGGUAGGGAGGGAGUGGCGGUUUUGGGCGGCGAGGGAAGUGCGCCAGGGGGAGGAGUUGUGUAUUAGUUAUCUCGGGGGCGAGGAGGGGGAGAUGACGAGGGAAGAGAGGCAGGGGAGGUUGAAGGUGGAGUGGGGGUUCGAGUGUUGUUGUGCGAGGUGUGAG
Molecule: messenger RNA, 1068 nt
Organism: Eremomyces bilateralis CBS 781.70
Lineage: Eukaryota; Fungi; Ascomycota; Dothideomycetes; Eremomycetales; Eremomycetaceae
Product: SET domain-containing protein
Exons: 1
Cellular component (GO): nucleus
Molecular function (GO): protein binding
Source: RefSeq, a predicted model, not a curated record